AAAACACCCCCACCGAGUUUUAGUAAGGGGACAGUCAGAGCCUUAUUGGCACAUUUUCCACAAAGGCUUCCUGGGUUGUAAUGUCAACAACUGGCUCCAUCCAGCUCAGCAAACAGCAAAAAUCAGUGACAGGAAGAGAAACGCCCAGUUGCUGCUGCAGGGGGGGUGAGUCUCUGAACUCAGGAAAGUGAAACUAACCCGGUCACACUGCCCAGACGGAGCCAUGGCUGCGGAGAACCUCGUGGAAAAUCUCCAGGAAGAAGUGACUUGUCCCAUCUGUCUGGAGUAUUUCAGAGAACCUGUCACUCUGGAGUGUGGGCACAAUUUCUGCCGAGCCUGCAUCACCCAGUGCUGGGAGGGAUCCGAUACAGACUUCUCCUGUCCUCAGUGCAGAGAAACUGUGCAACAGAGAAACCUCAGGCUGAACAGGCAGCUGGCAAAUGUCCUAGAAAUAGUCAAAGAGCUGAAUUUACACAAAGCAAAAGGCAGAGGAGAGGAUGGUAUGUGUAUGGAACACCAGGAGCCUCUCAAACUGUUCUGUGAAGAGGAUCAAACCCUCAUCUGUAUAUUGUGUGAUAGAUCAGAGGCUCACAGAGCUCACACGGUGGUUCUCAUAGAGGAGGCUGCCCAGGAGUACAAGAAGAAAAUUCAGACCCAUUUGAAAACUCUGAGGAAAGAGAGAGAAAAGCUCCUGAGGCUGAAUGUGGUUGGAAAGAAGAGAAUCCAGGAAUAUCUGAAACAAACGCAAACCAAGAGGCAUAAGAUUGUGUCUGAAUUUCAGCAACUGCGGCUGUUCCUGGAGGAACAAGAGCACCUCCUGCUGGCCCAACUGGAAAAGCUGGACAAGAAGAUUGUAAAGAUACAGAAUGAAAGUAUCACCAAAUGCUCUGAGGAGAUUUCCCGUCUCGGUGACCUGAUCAGUGAGAUGGAGGGGAAGUGUCAGAAGCCAGAGAGUGAAUUCCUGCAGGAUGUCAGAAGCACCUUGAGCAGGUGUGAGAAGGGGGAGUUCCAGCAGCCGGUGGAGAUUUCUCUUGAACUGGAAAAGAGCCUGAGUGAUUUCGCCCAGAAAACUAUUGCUCUAAUGGAGACGCUGAGGAAGGUCAAAGGAAUCAGAAUUGCUUGAUCUGCGGUGUACCAUGGAAGGAAACAACACCAGAUUACUUUUGUAUUGACGGAAUAGCUGCGCACAGUGGACCAUCACAUUUGGGCUCAGGAAACAAACACAGGGGUCGCACCUUCCUGGAACUGUGUGUGGAGCUCACCCCAGUACUGCAGUGCAAGGACUCCAAAAUGAGGGGUACCAUCUUAGUGGAGAAGCACAUGGCGAUUGCUGUGUGGAAACUGGCAACUCCAUACUACUACUGGUCAGUCAUGAAUCAGUUUGGAGUCGGGAAGUCCACCAUUGGGGCUGCGUUAAUGCAAGUAUGCAGGGCCAUUAAUCACAUUCUGGUUCAAAGGACAGUGACUCUUGGCAAUAUGAGUGAAAUAGUGAAUGGCUUUGUGGCAAUGGGAUUCCCUGACUGCGGUGGGGUGAUAGAUGGACCAUCUUGUGACAUAGUACAUCAAUAGAAAGGAGUGUUGCACUUCUUUAUGGUGUUGCAGACACUUGUGGAUCACCAUGGGUGUUUCACUGACAUCAAAGUGGGGAAGGUGCGUGACACAUGCAUCUUCAGGAACACUGGCCUGUACAGAAAUUUGCAGUCAGUGGGGGAUGUUGAAAUGCCCGCAGUGAUUCUGGGAGACCCAGCGUUCCUCUUAAUCCUAUGGCUCAUGAAGUCUUACAUGGGAAAGCUGGACAGCAGCAAGGAGCACUUCAAUAAUAGGCUGAGCAGGUGCAGAAUGACUGUAGAAUGUGCAUUUGGCAAAUUAAAAGUGCACUGGCCCUGCCUUUAUGACAAGUUAGACCUAAAUGAGGAAAAUAUUCACAUGAUCAUAGCAGCCUGCUGUGUGCUCCAUAAUAUUUGCAAGGCUAAGGAUGAAAAGUUUCCCCAAUGAUGGAGCACAGAGGCGGAUCGCCUGGUGACUGAUUUUGAGCAGCCAGAUACCUGAACUCUUAGAGGGGCACAACAGGGGCUAUUCGAAUCCAGAAGGCUUUGAGACAACAUUUUGACAAUGAGCACCAGUAAUAUGUCUCUCUCUAUACAGCACUCUACCAUGCUUUGCUAACUUGCCACCAUGCAUGAAAGUAGCAAUGAUUCCUGAUUCGGAUUUUUACUCAGCAAAUGAUCAGAUUGCCACUACGUAUUACUACCAGCAGCAAACACCAUGUCUAGGAAACAAAUAAAG
Gopherus flavomarginatus (Mexican gopher tortoise) is the source of this 2286-nucleotide messenger RNA. Its product is annotated as zinc finger protein RFP-like. The record is from RefSeq and is a predicted model, not a curated record. Lineage: Eukaryota; Metazoa; Chordata; Testudines; Testudinidae. The transcript is spliced from 6 exons. Gene Ontology annotation, molecular function: protein binding; zinc ion binding. Bases 224 to 1123 code for a protein of 299 amino acids.